UGUUAAUGUUGUAUCUUGAAUUGUAUUCAUUCCUAGAUUUUUAUAUUUCCUAACAUCUUAUCUAUAUAAUUAUAAUAUAUAAUUGUUUAUUAUGUUGUAGUGAUUAUAAUAAUUACAAAUUACCCGAUUCGUCAUGGUUACAGAGGAACAUAAGCUUUUAGCAGAAUUUUUAAAAAAUGUUCAUUCGUCACUUAGGAAGUCUACUUCAAAAAUGGGAGAAGAAAAAGCCUGGUUAGAUCACUGUGAGAAUCAAGUUGUACUGAAAACCUAUUCUCAAUACAUGGAGAAAUUGGCAACUACGUACUGGGAAGCAAAUUCUUUAAUUGAAAACAAUGAGGUUACUUCUCGUAUUAAAUGGUCAGCAGAUGUGUGUUUUGAUUACUAUAUUAAUAAAUUAUAUCUGAAAUAUAGAGAUAAAGAAAAUGAAAUUGCAAAAAAACUUAACAUUCCUUUUAAUAGCGAAGAGUCUUUCUCAAACCCUAUAAAACUUAUUGAUGUUGGAAGCUGUUAUAAUCCAUUCAAAAUAUAUGAUUUUCUUGAUGUAUUUGCUAUUGAUUUAUGGCCAGCAAACAGUUCUGUGUUGCAAUGUGACUUUUUAAAUGUACAUAUUGGAAACACUAUUUCUGUUGAAAGUAAUAAAGUGAAACAAUUAAAAGAAAAGUGUUUUGAGGUUGUUACAUUUUGUUUUCUUUUAGAGUAUAUUCCAAGUUCAAAACUGAGACUCAAAGCAUGUGAGAAUGCUUAUAGAAUAUUGAAACCUGGUGGAUUAUUAGUAAUCAACACACCAGAUUCCAAGCAUGUUGGGGCUAACUGUAAAAUUAUGAAAUGUUGGAGGUAUUCAUUGGCCUGUAUUGGUUUUACUAGAAUAAAAUAUGAGAAACUUAAACAUAUGCACUGCAUGGUAUUCAGAAAGGCUUUGUGUAAAGAUACAGCAGUGCGGUGGGCAAAAAUAUAUAAGGAACCUUAUAUGGAAAAUGCUAUACACAUACCUCAAGAUUUUCAUAAAGACAAUGAAGAAACAUCAACAGCAGAAACAAGUGAAAAUUCUAUAAAUUAUUUUACACAAUUACCAUUUUUCAGUAUAGACUAGUUUUUCUUCUUCAGGAGCUUUAUAUUAAAUAUUUGUUAUUUAAAUAUAUUUCAAAUUUUGAGUAUGGCACCUGGUGUGUUUGCCAUUGCCAAUAAUAUUGAAAAAAUUUAUUGUAUGUUAAUGAAUGUAUUGGUUAUUAAAAAAAAAUACAUCAGCAAUUUAAUAUUAUGAUUUAAAAAUAAUUCUCUUAAUAAAAACUUUCUUCACACUAAUAAAAUUGUACUAACCUGAAAGUUGUGUAUGAAAAAAAAAAUUUUACUUAAAGGUCAAAGUUUUUUAUUAAAUUGGUUUUAUAAAUGACAGACUUAUGAAGUAGCAAAUUUUAAAUUGUAAAUAUACAACUGAAUAUAGAACUUACACCUCAUUUUUUUAUUCCAUCCCAUCUGCAGAUGAUUGAUUCAAAUAAUUUUCUAGUUAUCUGCUAUGUAGGAAUAUGAGGGCCAUUAUCUUUCAUAUCUCUCAUGUAUUUGAUAACAAAGUAAA
This is a messenger RNA of Achroia grisella, 1573 nucleotides long. It is a transcript of the gene Samtor, whose product is annotated as S-adenosylmethionine sensor upstream of mTORC1. Gene Ontology annotation, biological process: negative regulation of TORC1 signaling. Bases 134 to 1090 code for a protein of 318 amino acids. The transcript has a single exon. The record is from RefSeq and is a predicted model, not a curated record. Gene Ontology annotation, molecular function: S-adenosylmethionine-dependent methyltransferase activity. NCBI's taxonomy places the organism in Eukaryota, Metazoa, Arthropoda, Insecta, Lepidoptera, Pyralidae.